CGAAAACAGAAGAAAACCAGAACAUUAACAGUAAUAGCGUCUCUCUGACAGACUCUGGUGGGUGUGGUUAUGAGCAGUCCCAUGGCUGGCUCCGCCCCCUCCAGCUCUAAAGACCGUCCAGCUUCCAGGAUCAAUUUUAUCCCAGAGCUACAGAGCAUGAUGUUUGCUCUGGGAGACGCUCGCAGGCCUUUGCAAGAGACUGCAGCGCUGGUGGAGGAUAUUGUACACACACAACUCAUUACUAUGCUGCAUCAGGCCUGUGAGGGAGCAGCUCUGCGUGGCUCGAGGGUUAUUUCACCUGAGGACAUCUUAUUCCUGAUGAGGCGAGACAAGAGGAAGUUGGCAAGAUUAUUAAAAUAUCUCCAGUUUAGAGAUUAUAAAUCCAAAAUACUCAAGACUCUUGACGAUGAAGACACACAGGCAGAAUCAGGUCCUGCUGGUGCUAACCAGCGGAGGCAGCGACUGGCCCAGGACUUCCUGGUGUGGAUGGAUCAGACCGGUGAACUCCUGUCAUUAGCAGAACGUCAGGAAAUAGACCCCAUCAAACAGGAGAGGAUGGAGCGUUUGGAGCGUCAGACUCGGAAUAUGGACCCGGCUCAGUACGCUGAGUUCUGUGAGAGUCGGCAGCUCAGCUUUGGUAAGAUUUUAAACGGCCCAUUUAUACGUACGCUUUCCCCUGUUUUAAAAUGCUUUUCCUUCGUUCAGAUCGUGGAUUUGUCGCUCUUGGUGAAGCAGGAAAUGACAGCAAAGACGAAUCCAGUCAGUCAUGUGAUCUCUGCCAGCUACAUCCACUACAACACACAUGCUGAGGUGAAGAAGGAUCCAGACUCACCUGAAGCCACCCCUCCCUCCACCCCAGGGUCCUCACACUCGUCAAAGCCCGUCCUACAAGGUAACGGCAGUGUGGAUGGCAGGGCGAGGCAGAGGAAACGUAAAAAGAGCUGUCCGGCUACAGUGGAGCCUCCCAGCGGAGCGAUCCAGCCCUGUCACAUCCGAGAGGCUAUUAGAAGAUACAACUACAGACACACGGUAUGUACACAA
Molecule: messenger RNA, 1041 nt
Organism: Neolamprologus brichardi
Lineage: Eukaryota; Metazoa; Chordata; Actinopteri; Cichliformes; Cichlidae
Source: RefSeq, a predicted model, not a curated record